Molecule: messenger RNA, 1278 nt
Organism: Cajanus cajan (pigeon pea)
Lineage: Eukaryota; Viridiplantae; Streptophyta; Magnoliopsida; Fabales; Fabaceae
Source: RefSeq, a predicted model, not a curated record
AUGGCAGAUAGAGGUAGAGGUAGAAGUAGAGGUGGUGGUCGUAAAGCACCUCGUGGUCGAGGUCAUGGUGGUGUUGGCCUUCACAUUUCAAGCUCCGAGUCAUUGUUACCCACACAAAGAGACCCACUCCCUAUAGUUCAUGAAGAACCAAUUCCCACCUUCGUAGACGAAUCAAUUCCUAAUACUCAUUCUAGACAGGACACACCUUUAACAGAAGAAUGUUCAUUGACUCCACAAUACCCACCUCCUCCCAUUCCUGAGUCUGGGGAUUCAUCUGACCAAAGGUUUUGGCUAUCCUUGAAAGGCAAAGAAUUUGUUCUUGCAAAAGGCCCUGCUGAUGUCAUUUCAGGGAUCUUUAAACAAAAAUUUGAGGGAGCGUGGCCCACUUGGAAGGCUGUGGAUGAAUCAGUUCGGGACAUGUGGUUCGGAGAGUUUCAGAAAGAGUAUAAGUGGGAUCCACAACAUGAUCGGGCCAUAAGAAAGACUUUUGAGCAUAAAGGAUCAACUCUUCUGAAAAAUGCUAUGCAUAAGGUUAGACUAGGUGUCGAUAAGGGAAAUUGGAUCCCUGAAAAUGCUCGAGCUAUUUUGGAUCAACAUUGGGCUUCUGAAAAAUUCCAAAACAAAAGUAAUACUGCUAAAGGGAAUCGGGCUGUAGAGAAUGGAGCAACAGCUUACACUGGUGGCUCCAUAUCUGCAGGAGCCCACUUUGAAAAAUUGGCGAAGGAGCUAAAUCGUCCCCCUACUGCUUGGGAAUUAGUGGAAAAGACAAAAAAACUUAAGACUGGAGAAUGGGUCAGUGAUAAAGCCCGCAACAUUGCUGAGAAAUAUAAGGAGCAUCUAAUUGAAGUCAAGCAACAAGCUACACAGGAUGACACAGACGGCUCUGCUUCUACUUGUAUUAGUGAUAAUGAAGUUUAUUUGCAGGUGGUUAAAAAGAAUAAGAAGGGGAACUUGUAUGGGCUUGCUGGAUUGACCGAUGAUUUCAUUCGCUCAACACUUCCACAAUCUUCUACGUCACAACCAUCAGCAGUCACUGCAGGGGUGAUAGAAGAAAUGCAAAAGAGGAUAACUAAAUUAAAUGCUGAGCUUGCUGCAAAGGAAGCAAAGGAAAAAGCAUUGGAAGAACAUAUACGACAGCAUGAUGAGCAGAUGCAGUAUAUACUACGUCAUUUCAACAUUGACCCUUUAAGGCCAACCCCUCCUCCACCGAGUACUAUCCCAGAUGAUCCUGACCAUGGUGUUGAUGAUGCUCUUGAUGACAUAGCAGAAGAUCCUUAA